Lachancea sp. 'fantastica' is the source of this 2043-nucleotide messenger RNA. The record is from the annotation of a GenBank genome assembly. Lineage: Eukaryota; Fungi; Ascomycota; Saccharomycetes; Saccharomycetales; Saccharomycetaceae.
AUGUCUCGGAGCUCCGUGAAAGAAGACCUUGACAACGGCGUUCGGGAUUCCGAAACUACGUUGCAGCUGGAGCGCGUCGCCUUAGAGGAUUGGGAAGAACAGCGUUGUCAGGACUCCGAUGCCAAAAACGGCCUUCGGCGAAUUUCGGAAUACCGCAAAAACAGACCCAGACUUCUAUUGCUGGCUCAGAUUCUUCUUUGCAUAGUUGUGCCUUGUUUCGUAAUUGCCUUGUGCUUGGGCAAGGUGGAAUUCGGGAAAGAGCUUCUUCAAUCACACGACACCAAAAGCGAUAGUGACAACACGGUUUCGUGGCGUCUUGAUACCCAGAAAAACUACACGAUUGAUCUGGACUACUGGAAAAAUCAGAGUCCAGGCGUGGAGCGUCAUUACUACUUAAACGUAUCAACAGUCGCAGAGGUCGCUCCAGACGGCAUCGUGCGAAACGUCACUGUCAUCAAUGGUCAGUAUCCUGGUCCUCUGAUCGAAGCCAACGCUGGCGAUACGUUGUUUUUGCACGUUCAAGCACAGGGCAUACCGACCACAAUUCACUGUCAUGGCCUUUUUUUCAACAAAAACGAAAGCUUUUAUGACGGAGCGGCGUUCAUCAACCAAUGUCCCAUCGACGCCAAUAAUGGAACGUUCGACUACGAGAUUCAUCUGGAUGAAAAUCAAAGCGGCACGUACUGGUAUCAUUCUCAUUAUGGCACCCAGCAGGCCGACGGCGUUUUUGGACCCUUAGUCGUGCACUCGGCUCUGGAACGUCAGCUCAUUGGCGACGACUACGACGCCGAAGUAGUAGUGAUGGUCAACGACUACUACCACGAUACUGCCAAUGCAUACCUUGCAGAGUACUUGGGGCCCGACAAUGAGAAUACCGAGCCCACUCCAGAUGGUGGCUUGAUUCAGGGCACCAACAAUUUCAAGUAUGACUCUGCAACUUACGUUGUGCCCAAUGGUAACUCCAACGACCAGCAUACGGCCAAACAAUUUGACCCACAGGCCCAAGCCGUGCUCCAUUUUGACCCACACAAGAAAUAUCGCAUUCGUCUUAUCAAUGCUGGUUUUUUCGCACCGUUCAACUUUGCCAUCGACCACCAUAAGCUGAAAAUGGUUGAAGCGGACGGCACUGUCACCGAGCCAUUAACUCUCGAGUCAAUAGACCUAUCUGUUUCUCAGCGAUAUUCAUUUAUCUUGGAGCCUCAGGACACCAAAUUAUCGCAAUAUUGGAUGCGCGUCAGAUUCAAUGGGUUCUGUUUAGCCGAGAGUAAUCCUAAUCUCGAUACGUCAGUUAGUGCUAUUAUCAGCUACGAAAAAUCAGCUGAAGUGAUUCCUGACAGCGAGAGCUGGCCCUACAAUGGUGGUGACGUACGUUGUCGUGAUUUUGAUCAAACUCAGAUCAAGACACUUGACGGCCAGGUUCCAAAAGUUCAAAAUGGUUCCAAUAGACCUGAUAUCAUGAUAGACUUAGACGUUGCGUUUUUGAUCAAGGCAAAUCAGCUUGAUCGUGGUUACUUUAACGACAUGACCUAUACGCCGCUUGCCCAAUCGUCUACCAUGAAUGAAUUAGCGACAACCCCGAAUGACAACCAAAUAAGACUACUGGAAAACCCACAGCUGGAAAGUAAGAAUGAGGGUCAGUACUUGAUCAAUUUGGAUAGCCGUGGCACCAUCGUUGACCUUAUAAUAAACAAUUACGAUGACGGUGCUCAUCCUUUCCAUCUACAUGGACAUAAAUUUUGGGUUUUGGCAAGUGCUGACCGUGGAUAUUUUAGAAAGUCUUUUUAUGACAACGAGAGUGGCGAAAUGGAUUUUACCAAUCCAAUUGCGAGAGAUGUCUUGAAUGUAUCUGGUUUCGGCUACGCUGUUAUAAGAUUUGUUGUCGAUAACCCUGGGGUAUGGCCUUUCCAUUGCCAUAUAGGAUGGCACAUGGAAAGUGGGCUGCUACUACAAGUCAAUGAGCUUCAAUCAGAAUACUCAACGUGGUCACACAUUCCCUCGGCAUGGAACGAAUUGUGCCAAGCCCCUGAGGAUAUUGGGUUAUGA